UUAUAAAAAAUUUUGUGUUAUAACUUUCUCCAUUAUGUGUCCACUAUUAGAGUAAAACCAAGGUCAUUUUUGUUACGAGAUUUAGUUUUAAUUUGAGAAGGUCGUGGACACACACUACACUCUUUUAAAACUCUUGUUGGCUACAUGCCUUGUGUUGUCUCUCCUGGAUGUUGUCGAUCGUAAAUUAUUAUUUCCACAGGUAGUAUUUUUGUGAAGGAUAAUAACUAGUGGUGUUUUUAUAUUUUUUUUUAUUUUGUGUUUAUGAUAAGUGAACAAGUGAAUAAUUAUAAUGAAGAAUUCAACGGGAUUUAUUUUACUUAGUGUUUUCUUAUUUCUAACUAUUAUUAUUGGUAAUGUUUAUUCACAUUACACACCACAUUGGGCUGUACAUAUUAAAGGUGGACCACAUGUCGCUCAAAAAGUAGCAGCUGAUCACGGAUUUAUAUUUCUUGAUGAGAUAAUGCCAGACUAUUAUCACUUUCAAGGGCAUGGUGUAGCUAGGCGGAGUAUAGAACCACAUGAUGAUCAUCAAGCAAAGUUAGAUUCAGAUCAUCGUGUACAUUGGGCACAACAACAGAAAGCAAAAAGUCGAAAAAAACGAGAUUAUUUAUCGUCAUCAAUCGUUACCAGUCCACAUGUAAAAUCGUCAGUGCAAUUAAAUGAUCUACGAUGGCAAUUUAUGUGGUAUUUGAAUCGUGGAAAAGGUUUAGAUAUGAAUGUAUUACCAGCAUGGGAAGAAGGUAUUACUGGAAAGGGUGUGGUUGUUACAAUUCUAGAUGAUGGGCUAGAAAAGGAUCACCCUGAUCUUAUUCGAAAUUUUGAUCCGUUAGCAUCAUAUGAUGUCAACAAUCAUGAUGAAGAUCCCAUGCCACGAUAUGAUAUGAUCGAUUCAAAUCGUCAUGGGACACGAUGUGCUGGUGAGGUUGCAGCCGCCGCAAAUAAUACAUUGUGUGCUGUUGGUGUUGCAUAUGGUGCAAGUGUUGGUGGUGUAAGAAUGUUAGAUGGUGAUGUCACUGAUGCUGUUGAAGCGCGUUCAUUGAGUUUAAACCCACAGCAUAUUGAUAUUUAUAGUGCAUCUUGGGGUCCAGACGACGAUGGUAAAACGGUAGAUGGCCCUGGGGAGCUAGCAACACGCGCUUUUAUUGAAGGUGUAACAAAAGGACGUGGUGGUAAAGGUUCUAUAUUUGUAUGGGCAUCUGGAAAUGGGGGUCGUGAUAAGGAUAAUUGUAAUUGCGAUGGAUAUACAAAUUCCAUAUGGACAUUAUCAAUAUCUAGUGCUACGGAAAGCGGACAUGUGCCUUGGUAUUCUGAAGCGUGUAGUUCAACGUUAGCAACAACUUACAGUAGUGGUUCAGUUGGUGAAAAACAAGUCGUUACUACUGAUCUACAUCAUUCUUGCACAUCAAGUCAUACUGGAACAUCUGCUUCAGCACCUUUAGCGGCUGGAAUAUGUGCUUUAGCAUUAGAAGCAAAUCCAAAUUUAACAUGGCGCGAUAUGCAACAUAUUGUUGUACGGACAGCGAAAACCGCAAAUCUAAAAGCAAAUGAUUGGCAGGUCAAUGGAGUUGGACGAAAUGUAAGUCAUUCAUUUGGCUAUGGUCUAAUGGAUGCAUCUGCUAUGGUUCGUGUAGCUAGAUCGUGGAAGACAGUUCCGGAACAACAUAAAUGUGAAAUAUCUGCUCAAAUAACAGAUCCAACAAUCCCUCCAAAAAGUAGGAAAAAAUUUAGUUUAAUAGUAAAAAAUUGUCCGGGUGUCAAUUACUUAGAACAUGUUCAAGCAAAAAUUACAUUAACAACAUUACGUCGAGGCGAUCUUGAAAUUAAUUUAACAUCACCAGCGGGUACGCGCAGUACACUACUCGAACAUCGAUUCCAUGAUUUUUCACGACAAGGAUUUUUAUCAUGGCCAUUUAUGUCAGUUCACACGUGGGGUGAAAAACCAUUUGGAGAAUGGAAAUUAGAAAUUCAUAAUGAAGGUAGAACGUUAAAUCGAGCAUCAUUACAACAAUGGUCCCUCGUACUGUAUGGUACUGUUGAGCCUAUUAUCAAAGCGGAUAAAUCGUAUACUUGGCCGGAUACUAAUUAUAUAAACCUACAAAACAAUAUCACUCAAAGUAAACAUACAAAAGGCAAAAAUAAAAAUAAUCCAUCAUAUAAUACCAAUCCAAAAAAAGCAAAAAAUAAGAAUAAAAAUCAAAAAAAUAAUGGUAAAUCGAAUCAAAGAUCGGAUACAUUAUUAAAAGGUAUAUCAAAACCAAAAAUAUACAAACCAGGGAUUGAUUCUGAUUCACAUCCAAAUCAAAAUACUACAUCAACACGUAAUCGACAAAAUCAAAAGAAAAAUCAAAAAUAUCAAAAAAAUUACGAAACACUUACAACUCCUGCUUAUAUAAAGAUACCAAGUGUUUUACAACAAUAUCCUAAAGUGCAACAUAUUUACCCAGCUUUGUAUCCAUAUACAAAGUCGGGUACAAUGAAUACACCAAGAGAUUCAUCAUUAUAUUUUACAAUGUCUGAAAACAGACCAUUGGUGCCUAAAAAUUCAGAAAGUAGUCGUGAUGUACAAAGUUCACAUCGUAAAGGUAAAAAAUAUACGCAAGAAUCAUUGGUAUUGAUCACAAAUACGGAUAUCAAAACACAAAAAUCUAUUGAUUAUGUUAAACCCCAAUCAUCGGAAAAUGUUCAAGGACAAGUACGAGAAGUAAAUACUGAAACAAGUGAAUUACCGUCAACUAUAACGUCCACUGUUGUAACAAAUGGUUCUAUAUCCAAAUUAACCGAAUGGGAGUUGAUCUUACAUGGUACUGAAACCUUACCGAAUGCAGGAAUUACAAAACCAGCAUGGGAUGAAAAGAAUCCUGGUGGAAGCAGUGAAAUUCAAAUUAAUGAUUUAGAUCAAGGCAUGGUUGUUUCAUCAAAUGACCGAUGGCGUGGUGAAGAACCACAGGUUGGCGAAGAACUAAGUCACGUAAAUCUUCAGGACGCAACUGAAAAUGUUUUCAAUUCAUCGGCAUGCGCGAAGAGUAAUGGCCGUAUAUGUUUAGAUUGCCUUGAUGGUUAUGUUCUUUAUUAUGGAAUAUGUAUAAUUCCAUGUCCAAGAGGAUAUUUUACAAUAUUAAAGAAUCAAACAACACCCACAGAAUUAAUGGAAGAAUCCACAAUUGGUAUAGAACGUGUAUGUGAAGAGUGCCAUUAUUCUUGUUUAACGUGUCGUGGACCAAAUGAUUUCGAAUGUACAUUAUGCCAUGAGGAUAGUGUGUUAACGAAUAUAACAGCAACAGAAAGUUAUUGUUAUCCAGCAUUAGUGGCAUAUAAAAUACAUAAUACCAAAUGGUUUUAUAGGACCUAUAUAAUUAUGUUAAUUGCAUUAGUAAUUAUUUUUUGCGCUGGCAGUGAUACCGAAUAA
Molecule: messenger RNA, 3406 nt
Organism: Chrysoperla carnea
Lineage: Eukaryota; Metazoa; Arthropoda; Insecta; Neuroptera; Chrysopidae
Product: furin-like protease 1
Exons: 13
Coding region: 290-3406 (1038 amino acids)
Biological process (GO): peptide hormone processing
Cellular component (GO): trans-Golgi network; Golgi membrane
Molecular function (GO): serine-type endopeptidase activity
Source: RefSeq, a predicted model, not a curated record